Dermochelys coriacea (leatherback sea turtle) is the source of this 6786-nucleotide messenger RNA. RefSeq names its product coiled-coil domain containing 171 (gene CCDC171). Lineage: Eukaryota; Metazoa; Chordata; Testudines; Dermochelyidae. The record is from RefSeq and is a predicted model, not a curated record. The transcript is spliced from 27 exons. The coding region runs from base 327 to 4013 and encodes 1228 amino acids.
GGAGGGAGGGGCGGUGUGGGUUUUUGGGUCACCUCUGGGUCCUAACGCCCAGGGAGUCGCUCGUCCACACUCCGCUCUUACUGCCUGCUGGCCUGGUGCUGCCAGCCGCUGCUUGGGGCCAGGGCGACCCUGCAGAGUGCUUGCUGAUCAGGCUAUCUGAGGCUCAGAAAAUGACAAGGCAGAGCUGACCUACAGGUUUUAAUGUAUCCAUAUGAUGCAAAAAGAAGAGUAAUCUUUGAAGUGUCUCAGUUUCUGUAAAAGAAUAAAAUUGAAGAUUAUGUUCUUUAUCCAGACACUAUAGAUUAAAAAGUUGGAGAUUCGUCAUCAUGAAUUCUACCCCACCAAUCAGUUACACUAUUCCUGAAAUCAAACGUCUACACUGUAUCCAGAGUGAGUUGAGGCUACUGCAAAAUAGUAGUCAGUCAGAGCUGGAUGUUACUGAAGAUCUGAGAAGGAAACUUCAUCAAGCCAAAAAAGAAAAACUGGACAUAACCACUAAACAUAACCAAGAUCUGUCCAACUAUGAAAGCCAGAUUGCCAGGUUGCGAUCUGAAGUUGAGAAAGGAGAGGCCAUUCGACAAAGUCUGGAGUAUGAACUUGUCAUUGCCAGAAAAGAUGCUGGUCUUGAAAGAUACUCUGCAGAGGAAAAGUUAUGUGAAGCUAGCACUCGAUUUCAGCAGCUGCAAGCUAUGAAUGCAGAGCUUCAACAGAAAUUGGCUGAGAUCGAGAGAGUGUUUCAUAUUUCUCAGCAGAAUUGGAAGGAACAGCAGCAAAGACUUACAAGUGACUUAGAAGAGAAAGAUAACAUCCUCAAGACCUGUAAUAGUGAAUAUGAGUUACUUCUGAAGGAGAGGACUAAACUGGAAAAUGUUAUACAGGAGACUCUGGAGCAUCACAAGGAGCAGAGGAAUAUGAUGGAAUCGCAAAUCAGAGAGACAGCAUUAAAGGAGUUUAGGUUUCAGUUAGAGCAGUGUGAAGCAGAAAGAAGAGAGUUCCAGUUUAUGUUGCAGGAGCGAAACAAUGCACUGCAGAAUAUGCAUAAGAAAAUACAAGAUCUGGAAUUGGAACAUAAUGACUGCACUGACAUUCUCCGACGACAGGCCAGUGAACUUGAAUACAGUACUGAACGAGAGGAGAGACUUAAAAAAGAUCUUGAGGCAGCUACUGUGAGAGUGAAGAAAUUGGAAGAAAAUAUUGAGGCAGAGAGAGCAGCACAUCUGGAAUCCAAAUUUAAUUCUGAAAUUAUCCAGUUAAGGAUUCGAGACCUUGAAGGAGCUUUGCAGGUAGAAAAAGCCAGCCAAGCAGAAGCUCUUUCUGAUUUGGAAAUGAUCAAGAAAGAGUUCAAAGAGGUGGAAAACGCAUAUGAGAGAGAGAAACAUAAUGCCCAAGAGAGCUUGGAAAAGCUCAAUAUAUUCGAAAGAGAGUAUUUUUCCACAAACAAGCAACUAAAUGAAGAGAUCGAGGAAAAGAAGAAAGUAAUUACAGACCUCUCUGAGAGACUCCAGGUUAAUGAAAAAAGUUGCAGAGAAUUACAGGAGGAACUUGCAAAAGCCAAGAAACGCCAGGCCUUCCUAACAGAGACGUGUGAAAACAACGUGAGAGAACUGGAGUUACUCUUGGACAGCUUUAGUAUGUCAAGCCAGCGGACAGCAGGCAGUCGCAAGGACAAAGAUAAACCUCCAAGCCUCUCUGUUGUCCUUGAGACUUUGAGGAAUACCUUGACAGAUUACCAAAACAAGCUGGAAGAUACAUCUAAUGAGCUAAAGAAAAUGAAAGCUUCAUGUGAGAAGAUGACAAAAGAAAUUGACUCAUCCAAACAAAAAAUACAGUCUCAAAGUCAAGACCUUAAGGAAGUUCAGGAUAACCUGGCUGAUGCCAAUGCAGAGUUAAAUCAUCUACACACUAAGUGUGCAGACAGAGAGGCUUUAACAGGCACUUUAAAAAUGGAACUACAGAAUGUACUGCACUGCUGGGAGAAAGAGAAAGUCCGUGCCACAGAAUCAGAAAAUGAAAUCCAGAAGCUUACCAGGGCUUACCAGAAGGAUACUGAGGAGAAGCUAACCUUCCUCCAUACUUUAUAUCAGCAUUUGGUAGCAGGCUAUGUGCUUAUAAAACAACCAGAAGGCAUCCUGGAUAAAUUCUCCUGGCCUGAGCUUUGUGCAAUCUUGCAGGAGAAUGUUGAUGCCCUGAUCUUAGACCUCAGCAGGGCUAAUGAGAAGAUAUCUCAUCUAGAAUAUAUUUGCAAGAACAAGUCUGAUACCAUGAGGGAACUUCAACAGACCCAGGAAGACACUUUUAACAAAGUGGCUGAGCAGAUGAAAGCACAGCAAAGCUGUUGGCAGAAACAGAAAAAGGAGUUGGAGCAGCAGUACUCUGGACUCCUUGGGGAAGUUCAUGCAAGGGCACAGAAAUAUCAAGAAAUUGCAGAAAAAGCCAGGGAAAGAUGUUCUGUCAUUGAAAAAGCACGAGAGCAGUUGGUCCAUGAAAUUUCACAAUUGAAAAGUAUAUUAAUACAGACACAAAAGGAACAUGCGUCUCUGCUGGCAGCCUGUGCACUAAUGGGUGGUGCCUUAUAUCCUCUAUACAGCCGAUUAUGUUCCUUGUCUACACAAAGAGACUUUCUCCAGGAUCAGGUCCACACCUAUGAAGUACUCAAACAGGAAAUUAGGACUCUAGUCAGUGCUUUGUCUGAUGUAGAGGGAAAGAGGCAAGAUGAAGUGAAGAUAAAGAAAAAGCAUUUCAAAGGCAUGAUACAUGUGUUCCGGAAAGGUGUUAUUGCAGUUCUGGCAGCACACAGACUUCAAAUUUUGGGACAGUCAAGUAGCUCUCUUUUCUCCUGGGUAGAUGGUUUCAAAGAAGGCAUAGGAAUCCUAGUUUGCAUAGGAGAGGCCAAGGGGAAACACAAUCUAUCAAAACACCAAAAGGAACAAAUCCAUUGUCUUCAAGCACUCAGCUGGUUUACUAGUUCUGACCUUCUUGCUGCAAUAAUCAGUUCGGUGGCUGAAUUACAGGAAGUUGUUAGCAAAACAGAAUUCUCCCUCCACCUGUCACGAGAGGAAGAUCCAAAUUCCUGGCUUUGUGGACACUUACUCAUAAGUGCAGCCAGGAAUUCUUUUUCAAAACUCAUGGACAAACUUAAUGUAUUAAUGGAGACUAUAGCAGUGGAUAGCAGCAGGACCAUCACAUAUGUAGAGAAGGACUCCUUGGUUCGCAGACUGGCUCGUGGACUUCAUAAAAUAAAUGCACAGGCACUAAAAUCUGGACUAGGUGAUAGAGUACCCAUUACAAAAAGCAUAGCAUCCUUGCAGAAGCAAAUAUUUGAAUUUACACAAAGGCUGCAUACAGCAGAAGUGGAACGCCGUUCACUACGCUUAGAACUCUCAGAAUUCAAACGGAAUUUGAAUGAGAUGAAAAAAGAGGCUGACAAAGCCCAGAGCCUGCAAGAGCAAUUAAAUGCAUUUAAGCAAUCUAAAUUGAUCACCCAUGAGAGGUUUGAAAGUGCAUGUGAAGAACUGAAUAAUGCAUUACAUCGAGAGCAGGAAGCACAAAUGCUUUUGAAUGAGCAGGCACAACAGUUACAGGAGUUAAAUUAUAAACUGGAAUUGCACUCAAGUGAAGAAGCGGACAAAAACCAAACCCUAAGUGAAGCUGUAAAGAGUCUCUCCGAGGCAAAGAUGGAGCUGAGAAGAAAAGAUCAAUCUCUGCGUCAGCUCAAUAAACAUCUUACCCAGCUGGAGCAGGACAAGCGUCGACUGGAAGAGAGCAUCCACGAUGCAGAGAGUGCCCUCCGCAUGGCAGCCAAAGAUAAAGAAUUCAUUGCCAGUCAUAUGAAAUCUGUGGAAGCCACCCUACAGAAGGUCAGAGAUCAGAUCUCGCUGUCACGGACUGCGGCAACCAGGAAUGACUUCACCCUGCAGCUACCCAAACUGCACCUGGAGACCUUUGCAAUGGAAGGGCUGAAGGGCGGGCCAGAGGUUGUAGCAUUUCAGACUACCCAAAACAAGGGAAAAUAAGGUGAUACAUUAAGAAGAAUCUGCAGUAAUUAUGGCCACCCAUUUCUCGAACAAAACUUGGCAAGCUGAAACAAGAAUGACAAUAUGAACCCAUCAUUACAACAGCUUUGGAGAGGUAUUCAAGAUGCAUAGUCAGUGGGAGAAGCCCAGUUACUUCAAAGAAUACAACAUUAUUGGGGCUUUAUAGUUAAAAUUGCUGCAUAUGAUGUGAUUCACUACAAAGGUUGUUGUGUCACAAUGUCACUCUGCCUAAGCUUGGAAAUGCUAAGUAUAAUUCAUAGUGCCCUUGUGGGUACAGAGAUAUGUGAGAGCAGAGCCAGAGGUGUCCUUUCUGGCCAGGCAUGAAUGCAGUCAUGGAGGAUAAGAAGAGAUCCAAAUGUGAAUCCUGCAAUGAAUACAGGAAACAAGAUGCAAAAGACCCAUUGGAAUAAUCUGAUAACCCUUGCCAAGACUUUAUGAAGGUUUAUUUGAAUUAAACUUGAAAGCUAAUCUUUUGCUAGGGUCUACUACUCUUUUAAAAAAAAAGCUGUUGCACUACACAUCAAGUAGCAAUGUAAUAAUCUAUCAUAAAUCACAGUUUCUUGAGUUACACACAUUGGCCCACAAUGAAAAGUGACUCAUUUCAUCAGUUUUCUGAUGGAUCAGUUCAAGCAUACCAUAUGCAGGUGUUAAUAUGCAGAUUCAGUACUAAGAGCACGACCUUGAUUUUAGAAAAUCAAAACCAUCAAAGGAAUACAUGUAUAGCAUUGUCUCAAACACAUCUCACAAUACUUCAUUAUGAUUAUGAGUUCAGAAACUCACAUGCAGAAGGACAAAGCCAAUAUGAAACAAGCAUCUUGAACCAAAAUCAGUUAAUCCAGACAGUUAGAAAAGAGCUGUAUGCCAAAAAGGUAGAACAGGAGAAAUACAACAAGAACGUCAAACAUUUCCUCCCACUCGCAAUGGGGAUAAGCAUUAGAUCCCAAAUAGAAAGUGCCUGGCAAUUUACCAAAUUAAUAGCUCUGCCACACUGAAGUUAUAUGUCCUAGCCAACCUUAGAGAUUGGUCCUACCAGAGGAAUACAAUAUAUUUAAACAAAACCAAGGAGGAUUGUGGCUCCGUUUAUUGAGAACAUCCUGAAUGCUAAUGACACUGUUCCUCUGCAGACCAAGAUAAAACGUGUUUACCCAGUCACUGACAACAAACAUGGACUUAAGAUCCACCUUAACUGCCGAAAACUCCACUGAAGAUGAAACUAGUGGUAUAUAGCCAUGUGGUUCAGAGAAUGGUAGUUGCUGACAGAUGGGCAAUUAGAGACAGAAUAAUCCUCUCAUCUGUCAGGGGAUCUAUGUUGACCUCCAUCUUAGAAGUCAGCAUGUGCAUGUUUUUGUAAUUGGUUCUAUUAAUUUGUGGCUGUUUUUAUUUGGCAUUAUAUUUUAUUUGCAUUUUGAUUUUUUUUUAAAAAGAAGUGUGAUUGGCCACUGAAGUCAGAUACUGCUGUCUGUCAUGUCAUAGUGGCAGUAGCUUUUUGUAACCCUAACUCAUGCUAAGUGAUUAGGUCUAGGAAAUACAGUUCAAUCUCUUACGACUCCUAUGUAUAACCCUUUUAUUACAAGGAGAGUAAAAAUAUUAGAAAGGGAAAUGGAGAAAAUGUAGCAGACGCAUGAAUGCUCCCUUAUAGACAUGUGUAGUCUGUGUCUACUGUGUGGUGUGACUAAGCUUGAAUGAUUGUGUGUGGUGUGCGUGCACAGGACAGUUGGAGUGUGGUUAACUAGGUGUAUCAUCUGUGUCUGAAUUGGAGGCUCUGAAUGUGCGGGCUUUAUGUGGGUCUUGAAUAAGUACGUGCAUGUUUGAAACGAUUUCACAGUGUGUGUGAAAAGAUAUGUAAAGAUAAGACAGGUUUCUAUGAGAGGAUGAAAUAUAUAUUUCAAUGUGUGUCUGAGUUUAAAUAUAGAGCUUGUGUGUGUACAGAUGACUGGAUUCUUCUUUGAUUCAUUAUCGAACCAUUCCCUAUAUGGUGUUGGGGGAUACUGCUACCUUUCAAAUUAGACAUAAAACUGACCCUGACCAGCUCUGAGUAUUAAAAUCCCAUUGCAUUUUUCACAAACAUGAGUGUUGUUAGCUUUGGUGCCAUGAGUAAACUUAAAUUUAGAUAUCUAUAUUCUGCAUCAUUAAGUUCCCCGAUACGUUUGUUAAACUGUGUGUAGUGUUGGUAUGUGCUGCUAAGUGUUCAUUGUUCUAUUUGAAAGGUUGUCACGGGUUUCAUGUUCUGCAUAUGCGUUUAGGAUGUGUGCUUACCCUUUUUUUCUUUAGCUUUCCCUCCAACCUCAUACCGAUUUGGAUAUUUAAAUAUACUAUAUGUAAUUUAUAUACAUUUUAUAGUUUCCAAAGUACUAUGAAGUUCUUUGGAAUGAAAAGUGCUGUAUAAACACAAUGUUGUAUUAUAGUUAUUAGUAGUAAUAUAGUUGAGUACUGACACCUAUUCUCACUGAUAGAGUAUAGUCAUUAUAAAUUUAUAAGAAAAUUUUGUCCUUCCAUUUAUUUUAUGUAAAUUAUGCAUCCAUGUAUGAUGUAGUCAUGGCUUAUACUGUAUAGUAGGCAGAAGUAAAACUCAUUUUUUUAAAUCAAUUGGGCAAACAAGUGUAGUUUAAAUGUUGUAUUGGUUUUCACUUUCCUGCUUUUCCCCCCAAUAGAUUUAGAUUCAUUUCUGAAUAAAAUUAGAAGCUAAGAGAUUUUACAUAAAAAUUAGGUUUAUUGUAUUCAUCAAACAAUAAAAACAUUGUUUUCUUUCACA